Messenger RNA from Arachis duranensis, 605 nucleotides. RefSeq lists its product as uncharacterized. The transcript is spliced from 2 exons. NCBI's taxonomy places the organism in Eukaryota, Viridiplantae, Streptophyta, Magnoliopsida, Fabales, Fabaceae. The coding region runs from base 152 to 400 and encodes 82 amino acids. The record is from RefSeq and is a predicted model, not a curated record.
AAAAAACAACUCAACCUCAUAUAGCGUUCUCAUACAAUUCUUGACUUUCUACUCUUGCUUGCAAGUUGCAACCAAUUCUCUCUUUAUCUUUCUUUCCCUCUUUCUCUCGUACCAUUGCUGCAAAACGCAUAUCAGUUUUUCCUCACAAGACAUGUGCCCUCUAAGGUUCAUAUUGAUCUUCUUCUCCGCCAUCUUGGCUGCUUAUUUUGCAUGGACCACCGUGAGUUCCUCUCCGGAGAGCGACAUCACCACCGGUCAUGAGAACAAGGACAAGGAACAUCUAAGUUUCAAAAAGAUGAUUCAGAAUGGAUUCUGGGUAUUCAUCGACAUGGCCAGCGGAAAGUAUCUCUGGAGGAAUUUAAGGUCCUUAAAUGAUAAUGUGGAAGUAAAGAGCUCUUAAUUACAUGUUAAUAAGAACUAACCCAACGCCAGUCUUAAUUCUUGCUUAUCAUCAAUUGCUGCAUAAACCUGUAAUUCUCUUUUUCGCUAUAUUGUUUCCCCUAGCUUGUAAAUUCUUGUAUUUCAAAUUAUUCCCCUUAUGUUUCAAUUAUACUAGGGUAUAUAAAAAAGGGGAAGGAACCUGCUUAUAGAAUUAUAAUAAUUUU